This is a messenger RNA of Theobroma umbraticum, 1140 nucleotides long. It is a transcript of the gene MINE1, whose product is annotated as homolog of bacterial MinE 1. Gene Ontology annotation, biological process: cell division; chloroplast fission; regulation of division septum assembly. NCBI's taxonomy places the organism in Eukaryota, Viridiplantae, Streptophyta, Magnoliopsida, Malvales, Malvaceae. The record is from RefSeq and is a predicted model, not a curated record.
CAUUUCUCCCAUGGGAGUUGCCAAUGGACUCGGUACUGGUGUUGCUCCCGAGCCGCCUGAAACACUAAAGAGAGUCUGAAGUGUGAAAGCUGCGGUGAGCAAAAGAGCCGCAGGUUUCCGUGAGAGAGAAAGGGCAAUUCUAAGCAGACUGCGAAAUGGCGAUAUCCGGGAAUUUAAGGGUCGCUGCUACCCUCGCCUCUUACCAUCAACACCACCCUUUUCGAAGCUCCAUCCCCUCUUCAAAGGUAGAUUUCAUGGGUUCCAUGAAUGGAGGAUCAAGUUUUUCCGAAAUUAGCCCGAAAUGGAAUGGAAUCACAAUAAAUAGCCGAGACAUUCGUGGUCAAACUAAAAGAUUAGCUGGGGUCAUGGGAGAUUUUAAGUUAUCUCCAAAUGCUGUAAACCAUGAGGUUGAGAGCUUCCUCUUAAAUGCCAUAAACAUGAGCUUCUUUGAGCGACUAAACUUGGCUUGGAAAAUAGUUUUCCCAUCUCCAGCAUCUAAAAGGAGCUCGAAUGCAAAUAUAGCUAAGCAGCGCUUGAAGAUGAUUCUGUUCUCCGACCGAUGUGCAGUUAGCGAUGAGGCGAAACAGAAAAUUGUUAAAAACAUUGUGCGUGCUCUGUCAGAUUUUGUGGAGAUAGAGUCAAAGGACAAGGUUCAGCUUAGUGUCUCUACUGAUUCUGAUCUGGGGACUAUUUACUCUGUCACAGUUCCUGUCCGGCGGGUGAAGGCAGAAUAUCAAGUUGCAGAUGAAGCUGGAACAAUCACAAACAUCGAGUACAAAGAUACUGGGGAACGGUCUGGUUCUGUUGAUGUCAGGUUCGAUUUCUACGUACCGGAUGAAUAAAACCCCGAUUCCCGGGCUUAGAAUUAAAACAUUUGAGUUUGGCUAGUAUCUGAAUUUUUCUUUCUAGUUUUUAGAUGUUUGGGUCUUUAGGUGGCAAUGCAACUUUACACUUUAUUUGUAUAUAUGAAUUUUCAGUAAGGUGAUUUUCUCUUUUGCUCUUCUUUCAAUCUGUUAUUUGAUUUGAUGAUUGGCUUCAUGAGACCUCAGUUUGCUGAAUCUGUCAAUCAACUUGUGUUGCAUUAUGUUUAUGUCACUUAAAUUUCAAUGGUUAAGCGGCAACAAUCAUCUUUUUUUUUUC